AUGUCUCAUCUAAUCAGAUUCAUACUUCUAUUAGUUGGUGCUCUGUUAAUUAUAACAGAAAGCACAUGUGGCUCAAUCAUGGAUGAUUCUUCGGAAGAUAUGAUUCCAGUAAUGAUUCGCAGGAAUGAUUUUUUCCUCAAAGCAGCCAAAUCUGUCCCUAGAAUCGGUAGAAGAAAUGACUUCUUCUUUGCCAAAAAUUUAAAGUCUGUUCCACGCAUUGGCCGCAGAAAUGACUUCUUUUUAAAAGCAGCCAAGUCUGUUCCUCGAAUAGGUAGAAGAGAUGAAAUCACAUCAGUUGAAAAGGAAGCUUCAGUCGCCUGGCCAUGGUUUAGAGAUCAUGAUUUCAUACCUAGGGUAAUGAAGAAGGAUUUAGGAGAUGAAGAUGUUCCUGUCGAUGAACCUUCUAAAGAAAAGGAAGAACCAAGACUUCAAGCAAUCGUAUAAAUACCAUGAACUUAUACCUACUAUAUUUAUGAUACUAGUCAUAUCAAGAUAACUUGGUAAACGUGUGAAAUAUAUAUAUAUAUAUACAAACACA
Molecule: messenger RNA, 538 nt
Organism: Nezara viridula (southern green stink bug)
Lineage: Eukaryota; Metazoa; Arthropoda; Insecta; Hemiptera; Pentatomidae
Source: the annotation of a GenBank genome assembly